This is a messenger RNA of Mollisia scopiformis, 1917 nucleotides long. RefSeq lists its product as uncharacterized. The transcript has 3 exons. The record is from RefSeq and is a predicted model, not a curated record. The coding region runs from base 1 to 1917 and encodes 638 amino acids. Gene Ontology annotation, molecular function: 1-alkyl-2-acetylglycerophosphocholine esterase activity. NCBI's taxonomy places the organism in Eukaryota, Fungi, Ascomycota, Leotiomycetes, Helotiales, Mollisiaceae.
AUGCGAACUACGUCACAGCUAAAAGUAGCUCCAGCAACCAACAAGCCAAACGAUGUCCCCAAGUUCACCAAACAGCCCAAAUCCCGUCCCCCAAGCGGCUUCCGGGAACAUAUUCUACGGAGUCCUCUUCCGUACUACUCGGGCCCAUAUAGUGUGGGCAUGAUGGACAUCGAGGUCCCGGCAAGAGAACCAAGAUACUUUUCCGAGAUCAAACGAGAUGGUAAACAUCUACUCGAGCUUGAGACCGUUUUAUUUUCGGUCUUCUAUCCUUCGGGGUUUGGGUCUGGGCAAGGGAACUCUCCUGAAGGAAAGAAGAAUUGGGGACGCCCGACUUGGUUACCUCGCCCUAGAGUGGAGGUUGCGAAAGGUUAUGGGAAGUUUGCGGGGAUUCCUAGUUGGUUGACUGUCCCAUGGUUCGGUUUGACAACAGCGUUCACAAAGCUACCAGCGUUUCGGAACGCGAAAUUGGCUGAACAUUGGCCCCCAGAUAAAAACUCUAGAGAAGCAGGCUACAAGAUCAAGAACUCCGCCGGAGCCCCUCCCCCAGAAGAGCCAGAGAGACCGUGUUUCCCUUUACUCAUAUUCAGCCAUGGCCUUGGUGGAACGAGAACAACGUACAGCUCAGUAUGCGGAGAAUUUGCUAGCUACGGAUUCGUGGUAGUCGCACUUGAGCACAGAGACGGAAGUGGUCCUAGGACAUUCGUCAACCUGCCUGAGAAUGGAGUUAAUACCGUAGAGGACAAGGUGGAUCUUGACAAUAAGGAUAGAAAGAGAGGGUAUUCGAGGAUGGAUUAUGUGUUUCCAAAAGAUAAUGCGAGAGAUACCAUGCCGGGCAAUAAACAAGGUGUUGACGGAGAAUUGCGUGCUGCACAGAUACAGCUACGACUUGCGGAAAUCGAAGAGGCUUACCAUGUCAUGACGCUUAUACAUGACGGCGAGGGAGAAAGAGUGGCAGCUUCUAGCCUACGGAAUAAGGCGGAUGUAGGUGGAAGUUCUAGAGGGCUCCAAGGAAUCGAUUGGCAGUCAUGGAGCAACAGAUUUCACCUCAAACAGGUGACUGUUCUGGGGCAUUCAUUCGGUGCGGCGACCGUUGUUGAAGUGCUUCGCCAAAAAGACCGCUUUAAGAACGUUGGACAAGGUAUCAUUUAUGAUAUUUGGGGUGCUGCAAUUCAACCUCCAGAAGACGAUCCAGGACACCGAAUCCAUACGCCAAUUUUAGGGAUCAAUUCUGAAGCUUUCAUGUACUGGCCUGACAACUUCGAGGCUGUCAUGGCCCUAUGCAAAGAAGCCAAAGAACAAGACCAACUUGCCUGGCUUAUGACUAUCCGGGGCACAAUACAUGUGUCACAAUCCGACUUCUCGCUGCUCUAUCCCCGAGUGGCAAGCCUGUUGCUGAAAAUGACAGUCAAUCCUCGCAGAGCAAUAGACCUCAACAUAAACGCCUCACUCGAGUUCCUGCAGCUCGUGAUGCCCGACCGAAUAUCAUCGAGCCUUCGAGUAACGAACGAACAUCUGCUCGAAGUAAGCACCCUGGACAAGCUCCCGGAGGAUCAUCGUCCCAGUGACAAGUUCGUCGCAGUGCGUCUGCGAAUCCCGCACGAGUUACGGAUUCGCCUCACCCCGCAAUGGGUUAGACGGCACGCUCGAAAUAAAACCCGGCAGGAUGCCAAGAAGAAGCUACCUAGAGAUCCCCAGGGAAAUAUCCUCGAAGGUUUAGAGGAUCUAGAGCUUGGGGAAGAGGUUUGGAUGCAUGUCGCCCCAACGAAAGAUGAGCUGGCACGACAUGGUCUCCAGCCCAGCCGGGAACUGGAGACGCAUCAGGAGGAUGGGAUGGUGGAGGCGAGCGGGCCAGAGGGGCGGACUGAACAUGAGGACCACCAUCGCGGCAUCGAACAGCGAAUGAUGGAAAGAGGAUGA